Molecule: messenger RNA, 801 nt
Organism: Fusarium poae
Lineage: Eukaryota; Fungi; Ascomycota; Sordariomycetes; Hypocreales; Nectriaceae
Exons: 2
Coding region: 1-801 (266 amino acids)
Source: RefSeq, a predicted model, not a curated record
AUGAAGGUCACCAACGCUAUCUUGCCUCUCUUCGCCUCUCAGGCGGUGGCUCAAGUCAUCGAUAUCCAGAUUGGUGACACCGCGACGCUUGGUCUUAUGCGAGAGGCCGCUCAAGCCGAGAAGAGUGGUGAUCAUGCUCGUGCUGCCGAGCUCCGAGAUCUAUUGAGCAAGUCGCGUGGUCCUUCGCGAGAGACAACCCGGUGGGAGACUGAGUGUUCCGUCAGCUCCAAUAUUAAUGCAGAGAUUUACGUCGUUCCCGACCCUUUACACGCUCCCAAAGAGAUCGCCUGGGCAAUGGAUUACCUCGACAGAUACUGGACAACCGACGACGGUGGUGAACUUCCUUACCCCGGUGACUUUGAUCGUUUCAUGCACUCCGACGGCUUCAGGAUCCUUCGCAUGGACUACAAGGAACUUCCCUGGGCUGUUCGUAACUACCGAGAGGAACUCCUUAAGGAGGGAACCAAGAUGGAGCGCAAGUUCAUCGCCGAGCUAGAUGGGGUAGCCUUUUUUGCGCCUGGCGUUGUGACUUGGCUGGCACCUCUGUUUGCGGGAAGCGAUGUCAAGCCUGGCCAGAAUGCUUGCGAGGAUGAACUCGUUGACUUCAGCAACUGGGAUAAGAAGAAUACUGGAUCUCCGGACGUCAAGUUCUCGUUCAACUACGGCGGUAGAAUGCAAGUUGGUAACUCCAUUGGCAUUCAAGUGAACGCAAAGAAGUCUGUGAAGCAAGGACCCACCAGACAGACGGAAGGGACUACCAAGAAAGCAGCCGAAGGCGAGGCCGAGGCUGGUGAGCUGUAA